Messenger RNA from Bursaphelenchus okinawaensis, 5062 nucleotides. The record is from the annotation of a GenBank genome assembly. NCBI's taxonomy places the organism in Eukaryota, Metazoa, Nematoda, Chromadorea, Rhabditida, Aphelenchoididae.
AUGAGUGCAUUUCAGAUGGACGGACCGCCCGAGCCCAUAGCCAGCGACUACGUCGAGCUAGCCAUCCUGGUCAUAUUGUUCGUAGUUGGUGCUCCACUCAAUUUGGCUGCGUAUACUCAGGUAUGGUUAAUAUAGUUAAAAGGAAAUGACAACAUAUAUUUUAUAAACAAAAUGGUACUUCGAAGAAAGUAUUGUUUUAAGUGAGCUCUUCCGAAUACUAUUUAAAAACCCCUGCCUAUUAUGUUGUUAUUGCCUUCGCUAGCUGUUUUUUUGUAAAAUAAUGUUGUUUUUAAGCAUUGUUUUUGUUUGUCCAGGAAUUAUUGUCACUUUUACAAAUUAUAAUUUUCAGACAAAAGUGGAUUUCCAAAUUACUGGCUUUACAUUUUAAAUUACAGCCUUUACAACAGUUGACUUUAAGGCAUUUUGAAAUUCAAAAUUAUGGCUUUAAAAUUAAAUUUUUUUAUUUUUUAAGUUUGACAUGCCUUUUAAAAAAUUUCUAAACUGUAAGGUUAAGGCAUUAAAGUUGUUUUAAAAUGACAUUUUUUAACUUCGAAAUUAGUAUCCAUAGAUAUGGUGUGCUUUAAUACCAAAAACUAUUGAUAUUGCAGUAGCAUAGAUAUAAUACGCUCUAAUACUGAAAACUCAUAAACAAACUUGUUAUAGUAGGCCGGGUAACUCAACUAUAAAUAAUGUUGGGCAUAAACAGAAUUUCGAAAAAUGUUAAAAAGUACAUUUAGAGGCAAAAAGUUAAUCUUUCUAAUGAAUGUUAUUGGAUUGGCGUAAGUUAUGUUAUGCUUUGCUUAACUCCCUGAGUUACAAGUUAUGUUAGGCUUUCCUUACCAUUAGACCAGCUUUUUUAGGUUUAUUGAACCCUAUUUUGAUUCAAAAAUGUUUUUGAAAUGUCUCAAAAAGUUGAAAUUCCUCGAAAAACAGAGAAGGCAAAAGUGGCCGUAUAGGUUUAUAAAGGGCUACGUGACGAUGUAAAAGCAGCCAUAUAGGCAUUUAUAUGAAAAGUCAAUAGUAUUUCGAAGUAAGAACAAAUGUUUAAGUGUCGUCAUGAUAAACAAGUUUCAGCUGGCCGAGAGACCUGUUUGUACUCGACUUGACAUUCUCAAGCGACAUCUCAACUACUCCGACCUACUAGUACUCUUCAUUUAUGUACCGUCGAGGGCAUGUUGGCUACUGACGUAUGACUGGAGGGGCGGUGACUUCCUAUGCAAAUUAGUCAAGUUUCUGCACACUUUUGCUUUCCAGGUAAUCUUUAUUUAUAUGAACUUUUAAUUUUUUUAAAUGUUUUUAAAAUUUUAAUUGAUUUUAUGUUUUUUCUCUGAACUUUUCGACCGAAAACUCACUAUAACUUUUCGACUCAAAAAAAGUAAAAAUAGACACAUUUGAGUCAGGUAUAUAUAUCAUGUGUUGUAUCGCUCUUUUUAAACUUUUUUUUAUUUCAAAAAGAGAAAUUGGCAGGCUUAAAACACAGCUGAGCCUUAGGGCUAAUUGGCUUUAAUAACCAAGGAGAGAGCUUUUAUUCAAUUAAACAUAGUAACAUAGACAUAAGUGCAUUCUGACAUGUCCAAAUUGUAGUUAUAAAGAAACAUUGUCAAUAAUAUGGUGUAAAGUAACAUAUGAUAUGUUCUAGGCAUACUUAACUUAAUAUAAUUAACUUAGCAUAUAACAUAAUAUUAUACUUAAAAUGAGUUAAAAAUAAAUACAUGACAUUUCAAAGCAGAUUUGUGUACAUAAAUGUACAUUAUAUUAUAGUAGGUGGUAAAUUAAAAUGCAUUUUUAGAGUUUGCAUAAUAAGAGUAGGUGCUGAUACUAUAAUAUGCAUUAAUAGAAAAGCUAGUAAUGAGUAUAUUGUCAUAAGAAUGGCAGAAUGCUGAUACCAAUUUGUUUUUCUGAAGAUGUUUGAGCUUUCUUUUGGUUCCUACUUUUGGCUAAUUUUCUAUAGAUACUGGGUAUGGCUGUGACAAACAGAUCAAAGAUUUUAAUAUUAGUCAUGUAGGGUUUUAAAUUGGAGAGUAACUGUUAUUGGCAUGAGAAUGUUACGGUAAUGGCAUGCUUAAUAUUUACUAGGGUAGAAGUAUUACUUAGGAAGAAAGAGGGGGGGGGGAAUUAAUUAUUGUAAAAUUAGCUAUGAUAAUAUAUAAAACUAUUCAAAAACUCAAAUGCUUUAGUUUUUCUUAUGACAAUAUUGUAUGUAUUUUGCCUACUACAACGCCCUACGUAUUCUUUGCAGAUCUCGUCCAAUGUGAUCGUAGUAAUAGCCAUAGACCGUCUCUUGACAGUCAUGUCCUCAUCACAUCAUCGACCGGAAAGAGCCCAUAAGCGGACCAAGUUAAUGUUGUUGGUGGCGUGGGUAGCGGCGUUUGUGAUUUCGGCUCCACAGUUCGCCGUCUGGAGAGCGUACGAAGCCUUCAAGGACAAGAAGUGGAGUCAAUGCAUGCAGGUAUGGUAAUAGGAUAUAUGCAUUUAUUUAGCAUUACUAUUAUUUAUCUUCAUUGCUUUACAUUACUGUUCUAUAUAUACAUCGAUUAGUAGGAUAUGUUAAUAGAAUGGGAGUAUAAUUAACAUUAGAAAUUUAAAGUUAUGCAUCUGAUUAGGGUAAUGUAGCUUCAGAUAAUGUUGCUUUUGGUUCUUAAUUUAUGCAUUUUUGGUUGCAUUUGUUCUUUCUAAAGUAAUGUUAAUAUAAGGCAGAAGUAAGCCUACUUUAAUAUUCAAAUUCUCGUGAAAUACAUUUUAUGAAAAUCUUUUGAAUUUUGAUGAGUUAUCGGUAUAGAAAAUGUAAAUUUGCGUCAAGUUUAGGCUAUCAAGCAAAAAAUAAAAACUAAAAGCUACCUCUUUGUAUAUUGCACUAGCUCUCAGUAUUAAAAAUUUUAAACAUUUAGUCUGAAAACAAUUGCAAAAAACGCUAAAACAAGAUGUAGUAUUGUGUAAAUCAGACUUCUGAACUCUAAAAUUCGGAGUUAUAUAUAGUUUCUUAAAAUUACAUUAUCUUUCGUCUCCCUCUAUUUAGUGUUUUUGAUUGUUAUGUGUAAUAUGUCAUGUAUAACAUGUUGUUCAUGACAAUUCAAUUAAGUAAUGUUGUUUUUAAUCAAAAUGUCAUUUUAGAUAUGGGAGAUAUUCCGCGCCGAGGCCGUUCUCAACAAUAACACUCAAAUAAACGCCAACGAACUGAUGCGCGAAGAGAACGUGUACGUCGUUCUGCACAUGCUUCUCAUCUUCUGGAUUCCGGCUACUAUUGUUAUGGUAAGGGACUGUUUUGAAGGGUUUUCUGUAUGUAUUACAGUAGGUAGGGUAAAGUUUUGAUAUUAAUGUAGUUUGUGGUCUUGGUAAUAUAGCUAUAGGUAACACUGUGAUUAGUUUUGAUACUUUCACUAACACCCUUAACAUUACAAGGUUUCUUAACAUUAAAACGUUGUUAAGGAAGUCGGUUAAGCUUAAGCCAAAGCUAAAACUCUAACUAAGGCUUAAUCUCUUAACAGUUUUAAAGGCUUAAAAAGUAAUCAAAGUUUGUUAUUUCAGCUGAGCUACGUCAUCGUAUCUUGUUGGGUUUACUGGAACAGUGAGCCGUCAUUGUUGAUAGCGCAUGGCAGAGCUAGUGCUGACUCUCGUGCUGGGAUUUCAUAUCAUACUGGGAUGGAGACGCUGGAUACUGUGGUCACUAAGACUACCGGCGUUCAGUUUGGUAUGUUUGUUAUGGUAUUGGUAUCCUUUUAAUGUUUUUACCGCUUAUGGGUUGAUUUUAAUAUUAUAUCGUCUGGUCUUCCAUUUUUAAUGUUACGAUACUGUUUACAGUACUCUAACUUCUCUGUUUGUCUGUGUUUUGUGCAGCUUAGUUUCUGUAUUCAUUUUACAGCUAUUAUUAUGCAAAACAUAUGACGUAAAGGUCAGGGCCGGGCGCGAGGUGGGGGGGGACGGGGGGGGAUACCCUCCCAGAAAAAAAUUUUCGAACAAAUUUGAACGUGGUCCCCCCCCCCUGUGGAUUUUCGGAAAAAAAUUUCGCAAAAAAUCGGCACAGGUAACCUGUGCCAAUUUUUUGGACCCCUGCCCCCAGACCAAAAGUCCCCGUUCGGCCCUGGUAAAGGUAUAUAACACUAGAUUUACAAUAACGUUGUCAUUUACAUUACUAUUCGCCUGCAAAGUUGUUUGCAUUUGUUACAUUUACAGCUGCAAAUCCGAAAAUAGUAAUUAGUGACGAUACGAUAAAACCUCUGAAUGAGCAACGAGCUUCAGCUGGCUCGGCCGACACCCUCAGGCACAAUUCCACGAACACCGUGAUAACACCGGCCAUGAGGCGAAGUCAUUCCACAUUCAGUGCCAAAGUCAACAGGUGCGAUUAUAACUAUUCUUGGCACAGUAACUUUCAAAAGCUUGGUAGUAAACGAGUAUAACAAUGACUUUAACUACAGUAGAGAAGAUACUGUAACAAGAAAUUAUAAACAUUUUGUUACAGUAAAAAAAUUGCCAUAGAAAAGCAGAGUAUUAUUUAUAAAAACAAUUUUUGGUAGAGUAAACUCAUAUUAAACUAAAUCACUUUCAGAAGUCGAGCAAUAAGAGUCAGUUUCCUGCUAGUAGCCGCUUACAUAAUAUGUUGGCUACCGUAUAACGCUCUCAGUCUUAUACAGUUUGUGGAUUCGGAAAUAUUCAGUAAACACGCAAACAAAGUAAGUUCAUCAAGAUAAGAAGCAAUACCAUAAAAGGGCUUUGUCUGUCUUUAUGAAAAAGUGGUGCAGGCUGUGGAAGUGAGGGCGCGGGUCUCAAGUUGGGUUUUUGUGGUUUUAUCUUUCGAAAAUGACUAAAAAUUUGAGGUCAAUAUUAACAUAGACUAUUCAUGUUCGUUUCGACGCAAUUUUAUUCCAUAGUAGCCCAAUUGUUAAUUUGUAAGAUCAAUAUCAAUGAUAAGAUCUUUUAUACUCAGAUAAACCCCAAAACAUAGGCAUUUACUUUGACUUUUCAGCUGUACUGUUUACACGGAAUGAUGGUGUUUAACUCGGUGGUGAAUCCAUAUUUGUACGGGUUGUUUGGCAAAAUGUGUCGGACCAAACGGAGACAUUCCUGA